AGUUACUGUCGGUUAGCAUAGCAAAAAUGUUGUGCAAUUGGAUAGUUCGGUGGCUAUCACUGUAAUUUAUCAAAAAAUAAUUAAAUUUUAAAAGAAGAAAGAAAAGGAAUCAUGAUAAAAAUUGAGAAAAAAUUGAUGUUUGAAUUGUGCCAAGAAGUGAAAUGGAUUUGUGAAUAAUAGUAAUCUGUCGAAUAAUUUAAUGAUGAUUAUAUCAAGUAAAAUUAAUUGUGAGAAAAAUAUUUUUGUGAUAUCUUAUUGAUAGAUAUCUGCCAAGGAAUCCAAAGUGUAAUUAAAACGUUAGCGAAUUAAUUCUGGUAUCAAGUUUCAAGAUGCCUUUAAGAACAACAUCUACAACAAUAGCACCCGCUACUAUAGAUCCAAACUUUGAAAUCAUAGAGCAACGUAGAGCAGAAUGUAUAGAAUUCUUAGACGCUGAAUUACUAAAGAAAGCAGACAUAACAUAUGAACCAGGGACAUAUUGCGACGGACAAUUUGAUGGUUGGAGUUGUUUUCCCGACACACCUAGUAAUACAAUUGCCAAAGUUCCAUGUCCACCAUUAUUUGAGUUCGACCCAACAAGAUUCGCACACAAAGUUUGUGAAAGUGAUGGGAAUUGGUUUCGACAUCCGGAAACAAAUAAAACUUGGACAAACUACACAACAUGCAUCGAUUUCGGUGACUAUCAGCUUCGUCGACAUGUGAAUUUAAUUUACGUGACCGGAUAUACCAUCUCGUUGAUAGCGAUACUUCUUUCAAUUUCCAUUUUCUGCUACUUUAGAUCUCUAAAAUGUGCUAGGAUAACGCUUCACAUGAAUCUGUUUGCAUCGUUUGCUGCAAAUAAUUUUUUAUGGUUGAUUUGGUAUCACGUAAUAUUAGAUACAAACAUACUUAAUGGCAAGGACCAGUGGCCUUGUGUGAUGUUACAUUUGAUCCUCCAUUAUUUUCUUCUCACGAAUUACGCGUGGAUGCUUUGUGAAGGCUUCUACCUACAUACAGUUCUUGUUUCCGCCUUUAUUUCGGAACAGAAGCUUGUUAGAUGGUUGAUAGCGUUGGGUUGGAGCGCACCUGCAGUUUUUCUUAUAUUCUAUGGUAUUCUUAGAGGCUACGUUAGUACAGAUGAAGAUCGGACAAUGUGCUGGAUGAACGAAAGUCCAUAUACAAAUGUUCUCGUUGCUCCAGUUUGCUUAUCUAUGUUACUUAAUCUCCUUUUCCUCUGUAAUAUCGUGAGAGUAGUUUUACUGAAGCUAAAAGCCCCGGCUUCAAUGUCAAAUGGACCCGGCAGUGGACCAUCUCGAAAUAUUUUACAAGCCUUCAGAGCGACACUGCUUCUGGUGCCACUGCUUGGUUUACAGUACAUUCUAACGCCAUUUAGACCAGGGAAAGAUCAUCCAUAUGAGGCGACAUACGAAAUCAUUUCUGCAUUCACAGCAUCGUUUCAGGGCCUUUGUGUUGCAACUUUAUUCUGUUUUUGUAAUGGCGAAGUCAUGGCGCAGGUUAAGCGACGUUGGAGAAUUGUUUUCUUCCGUCCUCGUGCAAACAGCUACACAGCAACGCAAGUGUCGUUUGUAAGGCAUGGCCAGGCACACACUGCUGGAGAAGACAAAGUAUGACAGAAAGAACGAUCCCAUCACAAAAAUGGGAAGAAAAAUGAUCCACACAUUCUGAUACAGAACAGCGAACAAGAGAAACUCUGGGCGAGUGAAAACAUUGACAUGAAAGUCUACAAUGAUCACACAGUUUCAACGACAACAACACUCAACAGCAAAUACGAUCCAAUGAUGUCACUAGCAACAUCGCCAACUCCAUCAUACAACAUGGAAAAUGGUGCAAAAGCAACGAUUAACUCAAAUAAUCUGAUAACAAAGCUGAAUGAAAGUGAUACACUUAUUAUCUGAGCUAAGUUUAAAAGAUUCGAAAGGUUUUUAACACUCACACACACGCAUACACUUGUUUAAGUGAAAAGGGCAGCUAAACUUUUUUCUACCUUAGUCUCUAAGUUCAAACUUUUCAUUUAUAUGAAAGAGUGAAACAAUUUCUGUUAUGUGGUAAAACGAAGAGCAGAAACGAAAGAAUUUGCAAGCAUUUCAAAGCAGCAACAUUCGUUGUAAGUUGUAAGAAGAACAAUUGCUGUCGGCAAAGUUUGCAUAAAUAUAAAAG
Messenger RNA from Clunio marinus, 2157 nucleotides. Lineage: Eukaryota; Metazoa; Arthropoda; Insecta; Diptera; Chironomidae. The record is from the annotation of a GenBank genome assembly.